UUUGCUGUCUCCUGCCCUGGCUCUCUUCCUGUCCAUACAGGCCCAUUAUUCAUGCUUGCAUUUGCUGUUUGUUUAUUAAAAUUCCCCAGCUCUUCGUUUUAAAAAUGCCAUUGGGAUAUAUUUCCAAUAGAGUGGGUCUCUUUCAACUCUGGGUUUCCCUGGUUCUUCCCAAGUCUGUACAAACAAGAAAAGUUGGGUGAAGGGAGGAUGGAGGCUCCCAGCUGGUCUGUUCUGCAAAGUUCUGGAGAUGAGGAAAAGUACCCAGAUGCCGUGUACCUCUCGGAGGGGCCCUCCUCCUGCUCCAUGGGGAUCCGCAGCGCCAGCCAGCCAGGGUUUGAAUUAGUCAUUGUUUGGAGGAUACAAAUAGAUGAAGAUGGGAAGGUUUUUCCAAAGCUGGAUCUUCUCACCAAAGUCCCACAGCGAGCCCUGGAGCUGGACAAGAACAGAGCCAUAGAAACUGCUCCUCUCAGCUUCCGAACCCUGGUAGGACUGCUUGGAAUCGAAGCUGCUCUGGAAAGCCUGAUAAAAUCGCUUUGUGCAGAGGAGAACAACUAGUUCCAAAACAGUGAACGUGGAGGAUGAAGAUGCUGCGCGGAGGAACAUGCAAUUUUAUUCAAUAUAAACAUUUGCUAUUUUCUGCUUAGAAACCACACCCUGAAGACGUGCUGUCUAUGCAGUUAUGGCACAUUAUAUGGAAACUCUCAUGACAUGAAAAAUAAAUACAACUAGUUAAGUAUAAAAUGCCAAAUAAAAGUGACACGUACAAUGUGGUUUAUAAAAAUAAGCUUAACAUCUGAGAAAAUGUACCGAGUGGUUGUGUGUCCUCAGAUGUGUGGGGAGGAUCCAUCCCCCACCCACCGCAGCCUCACACCGAGUCCACCUUGGACAUGGUGGCCACAUUACUCAGCUGGGAGAAGCCACCCUUAUCCUGGUUCCUGCCUCCUGGGGGCUCUGGAGACGGAUGCCUAUGGUGCCUCAUCUUUAAACUGUCCUUAGUAGCCCAGGGGAGCCACACCCUCACUCCCUGCCUCCCCCCGGUCCGCAUGGUGGCACUGUGAGGCAUCUCAGCAAGUCCUCACGCUGUUCUUGGUCUUCCACAAGAAAGUGAAGCUGUCAGCUUAAUAACAAGAAUGGCCUAAGACAGCAAAGACAGCACUGUUCCUGGGCUGGGACGCGAGGAAUGAGGUCCUUUAUGAAAGAAAGACCCCCCUGCAUAGCCUAAGUGCUAUAUCGAUCGUCCCGGAUGUGCCUUAAGAACCGUGACCUCAUCAGUCACCCAUUUAGCAUUGUUAAGAUCUGUGAACGCGUGUUGUCUCAAACCAGUCAGGGCCGUCAUGACUACGCAGCAGCAGCAGUUUCCAAGACGGGCCAGAAACGCAUCCACAGCAGUGGCACCCGCGGCUCAGGGGCUCCUCACAGCCCGGGCUGGUGGGAGCCAAGACCAGACAGAGUGGGGGUCUCCAUCUGUUUUCUCUUCUCCCUCAAAUACAGGCUGUUUUCAUCGUGUCUAGUCCAGCCCUGUCUGGGCCCUGUGCUAGGCAAUAACUCUUGCAGCCCUGAAGGACCUAGGGAGCCCAGCCCACCUUCCCACGGACUGGGGUUCCCUCACAUGUGCACUUGAACCCAGGACCCAGCAUCCUCCACACACCGUGACAAUGGGCAAAAUCAUCCCAAACGAGGCUGCCCCAGCCCCAGCCCAGCAACAGUGAACUCCCUUGGGUCAAGACAGUACUCAACGGCCACUAACUCCACGCUUCCCAGAGCCUGCGGCUCGUCCGUGAGCUCUGUGCACUUCACCAAAGCCCCCAUCCCAGCACACAGGACCCGUGUGUAUGAGACGGUGUCAUUGGAAGUGAGAAGAAAACAGUAAAAGUGUCCAGUUAGAUAAGUAUCUUUUUGCACCUCUGAGAGUAGAAUUAGAAGUAAAUAUGACAGAAUUGAACAAUAAAUUCUAGAAGAGUUGCCUUGAUUCAAACAAGUAUAAUUCUCAAGUUAUCACAAAAUUUCCCACAAAAAUUUACAAUCAGCAAAAUAGUUUCCUUAUUUCUCAUGUAUCAUUUUCAUAUAAUUCCAUGGUUUCACUAAUAUUAUAUGUUACAAUAAGCCUCCAUUAGUCCCUCAAAACGAUGAUAUAAAUAAGUCUGUACAACCUAGCAUAGAAUAAAAAACUGAAACCAAGAUUCCCAACGUUUUUCAUAGCAGCCGGGCACACUUUGGUGACCCCAACGAGAACCCUCUCGGCAGCAGCCAGGAGCUGUUCACCUUCCAGAAGCAGGGCCUGUGGCAGCCUAACAGGGAGAGGCCACGGGGCCCAAAAACGCAACACGUCUCAAGGCAAACCCGAGGGAGGAACUUGGUCUGGGAGGAAGAGAGAACUCGCUCCUCAACCACCCCAGACACUGGAGUGUCAGGAAAGCACUGAGCUGUUGGGGCACACUGCCCAGCCCGGCCACAGCAGCUCAGCCAGUCACAGCUCCACCUCCAACUUCUACAGCAGCAAUUUUUAGUGGGAAAGAACAGCUCAUCUCCCCCUCAUGUGAAAGAUUAAAUUGUAAAGCAAAAAAAAAAAA
Pan troglodytes (chimpanzee) is the source of this 2570-nucleotide messenger RNA. It is a transcript of the gene CENPP, whose product is annotated as centromere protein P. The transcript has 4 exons. The record is from RefSeq and is a predicted model, not a curated record. Lineage: Eukaryota; Metazoa; Chordata; Mammalia; Primates; Hominidae. Gene Ontology annotation, biological process: CENP-A containing chromatin assembly. Bases 208 to 555 code for a protein of 115 amino acids. Gene Ontology annotation, cellular component: chromosome, centromeric region; nucleus.